This is a messenger RNA of Oreochromis aureus, 1174 nucleotides long. Its product is annotated as lactose-binding lectin l-2-like. The coding region runs from base 45 to 569 and encodes 174 amino acids. The record is from RefSeq and is a predicted model, not a curated record. Gene Ontology annotation, molecular function: signaling receptor activity. NCBI's taxonomy places the organism in Eukaryota, Metazoa, Chordata, Actinopteri, Cichliformes, Cichlidae. The transcript is spliced from 2 exons.
GCUUCAGCAGCUCCUCAUCACACGUUGAGACUUAAAGCUCCAACAUGAUCUUGCUGCUCUUCUUGUUCAGUCUGGCUUUGGGUGCUCCUUCUGAGUCUCCUUCUGAUGGCAGUAAAGUCAAGCUACAACUUGAUGACCACAGAGUUAAACUACUUCGUGGAAGCUGUCCCAUGUUCUGGUACAGCUUCAAUGGCCGCUGCUACAAAUAUGUGGCCACACACAUGAGCUGGGCUGAUGCAGAGCUCUACUGUGUGUCACAGCGAGCCAACCUGGUGUCCAUCUACAACGAGGAGGAAGAGGAGUUUGUUAAAUCAUUAAUUAAGAACUUUGAUCAUGCUCAGCGAUACACCUGGAUUGGACUGAGUGACAUCCAUAAAGAAGGCAGAUGGAUGUGGUCUGAUGGUUGUGCAGUGAAUUUCACCCACUGGAAUGUUGGUGAGCCAAACAACGGACUUGGAGGAAAAACUGAACAGUGUGUUCACAGUAUCGGUGACUCAAAGAAGUGGAAUGAUCAGAAAUGUUCUCUCAAUUUACCUUCUGUUUGUGCAACACGGAUAAACUGCCCUUAGAAACUGAACUGUACAUGUAAACCUGCAGUGUUUAUGUUAUCUGUCUUUAUGUGUUUGUGCAAAAGUCACAAAAUUUCACCAGCCUUGAUUUUCAUGAAUCUGGAAUCAACAAUUGGCAUCUGGCAAGGGGAUAUUUACUCAUCACAAAGACUGUUGUUGGCACAUAAGUUAUUAACACUGCUCUAAAUUAAAAGGAAUCAAAAGUUAUAAUGAAAAUUCAUAAUCAGUAACUCCACUGUGUAUCUCUGGGGUUGCAAGGCAUGUGACAAAACAUGUAACCGCAUGCCCUGCAACAGCAUUUACCCCAGUUUUGUCAGGAUCCUGGGUCUCUCAACCCAGCAUUUUGAGUUCCUUGUGUCUUUUGUAUUAUGUUUGAUGUUUAAGGUUCUCUUUGUAUCUCAGUUUAUUCCAUAGUGUCCAGUGUUCUUAGGUUUCCUGUUUUGUCUCUUUAGUUUCCUGUGUAUUUAAUAGGUUUCCCUCUGUGUAGCUGACCCCUGUGUCUCCCUCUGUGUGUCUAAGUGGAUCUAGUGAUGUGAGUAUUGUGUUUUGUUCCCACUCCUUGUGUUCUGUGUUUCCUCAUCCCGUCAUGUGCUCCUCCAUGUUCU